Molecule: messenger RNA, 1274 nt
Organism: Vitis riparia (riverbank grape)
Lineage: Eukaryota; Viridiplantae; Streptophyta; Magnoliopsida; Vitales; Vitaceae
Product: UBP1-associated proteins 1C
Exons: 6
Coding region: 63-1040 (325 amino acids)
Biological process (GO): negative regulation of transcription by RNA polymerase II; rRNA processing
Cellular component (GO): nucleolus
Molecular function (GO): DNA binding; zinc ion binding
Source: RefSeq, a predicted model, not a curated record
AAUAAAGUUGCAGGGUUUGGUCAUCUCUCUACACAGAAGAAAGGAGGAGAGAGAGAAGAGAGAUGGUGUGGUUUCAGUGUGAGGACUGCGGAGAGAACCUGAAAAAGCCAAAAUUGCCCAACCACUUCAGGAUCUGUUCCGCAAACAAGUUGUCCUGCAUUGAUUGUGGAGAAACAUUUGGGCAGCAAAGUGUUCAGGGCCACACGCAGUGUAUUACUGAAGCGGAAAAAUAUGGCCCCAAGGGACAAGGGAAAGCUUUGAAUGGUACCCCAGCAAAGGCCAAAAGUGAUUCAAAGCAAAGGCCUGAAGUUGAUAUAACUGUUGGGUUAUCUGAACGUCCUCCAUGGUUUUGUAGUCUUUGCAAUACAAAGGCUACUAGUAAGCAAGCACUACUACUCCAUGCUGAUGGGAAGAAGCACCGAGCAAAAGCGCGAGCCUUUCAUGCUGCUAAUGAACCUAAGCAGAAAGAAGAAUCCACUCAAAAUGGGAAUGUUUCAACAGAAAACAUUUCAAAGGAUGAAUCAAUUGGCGAUAAAAACGUCGAGGAGGCAAAGAUGCAAGAUCCACCUCAAAUGGCCACUGUGCAUGACAGCUUAGAGACUGAAAAUGAAAAUUUGGCAUCAAAGAAGAAAAGAAAACUUGAUGCAUCUGAUAACAAUGGUGAUAGGAAAAAGGUUGGAGGUGAUGCUUCAGGUGAAUUAGGCAAUGGUGAAGUGAUUCAGGUUGAAAGGGCAGAAGCAGAGGAAACAGUACUACAGGUGAAGAAAGCGAAGCACGAUGUAUCCAAAGGACCAAGCUCUAUGAAAGAAGAUACCAAAAAGAAAAUAAAGUGGAAGAAGUUGAUCACUUCAGCCUUGAAAUCCAAUCCAGAUGGGGUUCUUAAGAUGAGGAAAUUGCGAAAACUUGUUAUAAAGGCACUUGAGGAAUCUGGCAUUACAGAUGAUGAAACCCAACUAAGUGAGAAGCUUGAGCACAAGAUUAAUUCAAGCUCCAGAUUCACAGUUGAUAACAAGUAUGUCCGUCUGGCGGCCAAAGAUUGAGAGUUCUGGAUACUAGCAUCUGUUAUCGCACUCGUUCUCCUUAGCAGGCAUUCAUUUAUGGCCCUCUUUUUGAUCAAAUUUCAAUUUUGGGUAUCUUUAUUUUGUAUUCAGCAUUGAGAAUUGGGAGUUUUUGGAGCCUCCCCUGUGAUUUUGUACUGCAAGAAAAUUCUUGGAACAUUACUAGACCUUAUACUAUGAGGAAAUGAAACUCUUUGAUGUGAUUUUAUGGCCAAA